CCACAAUGCGGGGGACUACGUCAGAGUUUUGCCUCCUCCCCUAGAGUCCCCGUUCAACCCCCGAGGUAAAGCCGCGCUCGCGAUUCGGAGGAAGAACCGCACGGGCUCAACUUCGUGGGGUAGCCUACACCAUAAAACAGCCUCCUAAGCGCUUCGAAGAUGGCUGCAGUUACAACCGAGGGCACGGAACAAGAAUCCACACCGGCAGUCGACAAUAAUGAAGCGUUGGACACGGAAGACAUCGGCAAUAUUGGACAGGGCCUUACAGACUCUAAAAAACAGGAACCGGUUAACAACGAGAACGGUGCAGAAAUGGACGUGAGCAACGGAGACGGCAACGAGGAAAAUCCUUCAUCCUCACCAGAAGUCGCUAAAGAUUCGGUUUUAAUCACGAAAAGCGAUAACAAAGUAGAAGAACUGGGGUCUGAGAUGUCUGAACCGGUUAAAAGUCCCGUGAAGGGAAGCACGGUGAACAGUACUAAGCCCGGGGAAAGCACGCUGGAACCGAAACAAGAACAAAGAGAGGAGAGCGUGUCCUCGCCUCCUAGCUCCGACAAGACCAAAAGCGACGACUCCACGGAGAAAACCGACCAUGGUAUCAAAAGAAGGGCCAGUGUCGAGAUAUCAUCCUCAGACGGAGAACCUCUCAGUCGAAUGGAUUCGGAAGACAGUGUCAGCAGUACUUUGAUGGACAUGGAGAGCACUGCAUCCAGCGGGCGCUCCACCCCUGCUAUGAUGAACGGGCAUGGCCCAGGCAGCGCCACGCCUUCGGGGGGGAAGGGCGUGGCGUACACCUGCUGCUGGGACCAGUGCCAACUCCUCUUCACCACCAGCCCAGACCUGGCCGAGCACAUCCGGGGAGUGCACGUGGAUGGACAGCGAGGAGGGGUCUUCGUCUGUCUCUGGAAGGGCUGCAAAGUAUACAACACCCCAUCUACCAGUCAGAGCUGGCUCCAAAGACAUAUGCUGUCCCACAGUGGAGACAAACCCUUCAAGUGUGUGGUGGGAGGUUGCAACGCCACGUUUGCCUCUCAGGGGGGGCUGGCGCGCCACGUCCCCACCCACUUCAGCUCGCAGGGCGCCAACAAACUGGCCAAUCAGGGCAAGCUAAAAGAGGAGUCACCGUCAAAGGCGGGGCUUAACAAGAGACGGAAGCUCAAGAACAAACGUCGGAGGUCUUUACUUUGUUCUGUCCCUCCAGCACGACCACACGACUUCUUUGACGCACAAACCAUGGAUGCCAUCCGCCACCGGGCCAUCUGUCUCAACCUGGCUACCCAUAUAGAGAGCCUGGGAAACGGACACAGUGUGGUGUUUCACAGCACGGUAAUAGCCAGGAGGAAGGAGGAUUCUGGGAAGGUGAAAGUCCUACUCCACUGGACUCCAGAGGACAUACUACCUGAUGUGUGGGUGAAUGAGAGUGACCGGCAGCAGCAGAAGACCAAAGUGGUCCACCUCUCCCAACUUCCGCAGGACACACAUGUACUUCUAGACCCCAACAUAUACAGGAUGCCACUAACCAUCUAGGAAAAGGCUCUACACUUCUAGCCUGUGACAUUAAUGGUGAGGCCGUUGACUUGCUUAAUAGUGUUUAUGCGCCUAACUCAUACUUUGGGUAACUUUUGGACAACGUGACUAUAGCCAUUGUUUUUCCCAGUACAUGCACACUUACCAAUGCUACAUCUCUACUGACCAUGGUUCAACAUGGAGCACUCAGCUAAAUACUAACAGUAAUAGAAUACAGCUCCGAUUGCAUUGUCAGAAUUUUAACCUUCUCUCGACCCAACAUGUGAUGCUGCUUUGCAUUUCUGAUACCCACAGCAUCUCUUGAACAUGUCUUCACUCUCUUUUGUUCAAUUAAAACUUGUUUGAAAUCCGUACCAGUCAAAGCGAAAAGUCGCACAUGCACGCAUAUAACUUAACCUGUUGUCAUUUUCCAAAACACAUCCCUGCACUCUUUCACUCGUCCUUUUCUUCCAUCGGCUGGUAAUCCUGACAGACCUGACAUUCAGCAGGCUCACAGUAUGAUUUGUCGUUGUUGGGGCUAUGUCAUACUUUAUUUGCAGAGCGAUUCCAGAAAUAGCUCUGGUAGUGAUUUACCCACCAGGUGGCACCAGUCGCUGUUGGCUGCACCCAUUUAUGGAGGCAAUGUAUUCAUUUUUUUAUUAAUAGGAGUUUUAGUUGAUCGAAAUAGUUAUAUAAUAGUUUUGCCAAUACUUUGUCUUCAUCCCCCCCUCUAAAUAGUCUCAUCCUAAUAUUCCCCAAACUCCCUGCUGACUAAUAUAAACCAGUCACCCUGAUCUAACCUGUCAACCAUCCUGUCUCCGCUGUGGCUCUGUUUGAAUUACUUUGUUUUGAAAGUAGUCAUUGACAUCCUCCCUUGUUUCUCAGGCAUGUUAACUAUUCCGGUUAUGUAGAGUAAUGCAUAGAUGAGACAGACGACUGGGCUGUUCUGCCCCACACAUGCUUUAUGCACACUAGAUACACACCCGUUAACUAAUGUAAAACGCUGCCAUCUUUUCAGGAUGUUUUUCUAGAAACCAUAAUGGACCAGUCAAAAGACGAUGAAAGGAACUACAUAGAAAGUACCCGUGCCACUUUCCGUCCGGCCCGGAGAGGACCAGAGUUUUCAUUUUUGGCUCCAACUUUUAUUUUCUACUUCAUGUCUAAGUUUACUUUCUGCUCUUCACUUUCCUUUGAAUGUUGAUUUUGUUUAAAUGAUGCAGUGAAUUUCUAAUUCGUUUUUAAUGGUUUCCCAAAAUAGCUUGAAUGUAUUAUAUAUUCGGUGCUGAACAUUUGAGCCAUUUUAGGGUAUCAUUUUUGUAUGUUUGUGGUAAUAUGAUGAGUCUACAAGCUUAAAAGCACAGUGACUUGAUAAUGUUGUAGAAACCAAGCUACGUGUCUUUGUAAAUACUCCAGGAGAUUUGUAAUAUAUUUUUAUACCUUGGAUUUUUACUGUAAUGUUUGUGUUAUUCUUUCUCCACAUUUUUUUUUGCUGAUGUUUUAAACUUUAUUAAUUGUACAAAAUGCAUACAGAAAAUAGUUUUGAUGGACGUUACUAUUUACGUAUUAUUUAGGCCUAACAACUGCUGUUGCUUCUGUCUGACACUAGAGCGGCUAUUUUAAGGUCCGCUGUUUGAUAGUGAUAGUUAAGUUGCAAGAUUGUAUUAAGUACAGUGGGGAGAACAAGUAUUUGAUAGACUGCCGAUUUUGCAGGUUUUCCUACUUACAAGCAUGUAGAGGUCUGUUA
Esox lucius (northern pike) is the source of this 3250-nucleotide messenger RNA. RefSeq names its product AE binding protein 2 (gene aebp2). NCBI's taxonomy places the organism in Eukaryota, Metazoa, Chordata, Actinopteri, Esociformes, Esocidae. Gene Ontology annotation, cellular component: ESC/E(Z) complex. The transcript has 8 exons. The coding region runs from base 160 to 1527 and encodes 455 amino acids. Gene Ontology annotation, biological process: regulation of transcription by RNA polymerase II. The record is from RefSeq and is a predicted model, not a curated record.